GCUGAGAGUCUGAUUUCUGUUGUGUUUUUUUUUUUUCUGAGGAAAAGGGAAUUUCUGGUUUUCUGGAGAGAGAUUUGAGUUUCUGGUUUUCCUGAUGGAUAAAUGAAAUUUCUGGUUUUCCUAAGGGAGAGGCCCCUUCCUAGUUUUCCUAAGAGAAAAGAACUCAUUUUUCCUUCAGAAAUUUCAUUUUUUUCGGGGGCACAAGUCAGUUUCUGCUUGUCCUGUGGGAAAAGGAAAUUUCCUUUUUUCCAGUGGGAAAACGAAAUUUCUGUUUUUCCUGAGGGAGCUGCUGUCUUCUGUUUUUCCUAAAGGACAAGGAAAUUUAUGGCUUUUCUGCGGGGAAAGAGAAUUUCUCUUUUUCCUGAAGGAGAGGCCAGUUUCUGGUAUUCCUGAGGGAAAAGGAGAUUUCUGGUAUUCCUGAGGGAGAGCCUAGUUUCUGGUUUCGCAAAGGGGAAAAAGACAUUUCUGUUUUUCUGGAGGGGAGAGGACAGUUCCUGGUUUUCCUGAGGUUGAAAGAUCUCUAGCCAUGGCGGAGGCGGAGAGGCGGCGGCCGCUCCUCCGGCUGGUGCAGGAGGGACGGCUGGAUGUCCUCCGGGACGAGCUGCGGCCAGACAACGCACUGGGCCCAGCGGUGCAGAGCUGGCGCUACGGACGCUUGGGAGAUACGCUGCUGCACCACGCUGCCCGAUACGGGCACCGGGACGUCCUCGCCUACUUGGUAGAGGCGCUGGGGAUGGACUUUGAGGUGUUUAAUAGCGACUACAAAAGACCCCUCCACGAAGCGGCCUCCAUGGGCCAUGGGGAGUGUGUCUCCUACCUCCUGGAGAGAGGCGCGAGCGUAGACUGCUUGAAAAAGGCAGACUGGACUCCCCUAAUGAUGGCUUGCACCAGGCAAAACCUGGAGGUGAUCAAAGCUCUCGUGGAGCAUGGAGCUAACCCGCUGCUGAAGAACAAGGAUGGCUGGAAUUGCUUCCACAUUGCGAGCCGGGAGGGCCAUCCCCGGGUCCUUCGGUACCUGCUGGAUGUGUCCCCGGGCAGCUGGGACACGGAGAGCACGAUAAAGAGAACGCCUCUGCACACAGCAGCAAUGCACGGCUGUUUUGACGUUGUGGAGCUGCUCCUGGAGCGGUGCCAGUACAAACCUGACAGCCGAGACAAAUGUGGAGUCACUCCUUUUAUGGAUGCCAUCCAGAACGGGCAUGUCAACAUUGCCCGGCUGCUCCUAGAGAAACAUCAGGCCUGUCCUUCAGCCAUGGACGCGCUGGGCGCUCAACCUCUGCACCGGGCAGCCGUCACGGCCCAGGAUGAAGCCAUUCGUUUCCUUGUCUCUGAGCUGGGUGUUGAUGUCAACGAGAGAGCAACGGCCCUGCAACUCACAGCACUGCACUACGCAGCCAAGGAAGGACACGUGCAUACCAUCCAGACGCUACUGUCCCUUGGUGCUGAUGUCCAUGCAAAGGAUGGGAAAAGCCGUUCCGCCCUGCACGCGGCGUGCGCUGGGCAGCAGGCGGACGCCGCACGGAUCCUGCUCCGUGCCGGGCUGCAGGACGCCCCGGAUGGCACGGGCACGCUGGCACGGGAGCUCGCGAGGAAGCCAGAUGUUAUCCAGGUUUUCCAGGAAACAAAUGUCAGCACGUGAGACGAAAUGGGAAAAAGAGAAACCUGUUUCAUUGCAGCGUGGUCUGAACUUCACCUUUUCUUGUGCAGCACCCAGCAUGUCCAAACAGCUGAGACUGCAGCUCCCUGAAGUAUAACCGUCCAAGGUAGGUGCUCCAUGGACCACUGCUAGAUGACUUCUGGGGACCUACGUGGCUUGAACUGACUGGAGCCUGCUUAGCUCCUACUGGGACGUUUCCAUACAGUGCCAUCCUGAAGGAGAAGAUGCACCUGGACCGUUGAUUUUUAUAGCCCUUAAUAGACCUGCUCUCCAUGAAUCUCUUAAAUUGCUUUAAGUGGCCACCUCUUUCGGUAACCCCUGAGAGAGGCCAAGUGCGGUGACUCUUCCUUCGUCAGACUUGAACUGCAGAAGAGAAGUGCAGGGAGACUUCAAGCUGCAUCAACCUCUUACGUCCUUUCUGUGGUCCGAGCCUGAUCCCAAAGUCUACUGAAAUCAAUACAAAGACCUCAACCUUGCGAUGACAUCAAGGGUCUUUGGAUCAGACUGAAAAAGAGGUAUUUGUUAUUCCAGACAGUCUUGCUUGGCAUUUCUCACCACGAAUGAACUUUAAAAAAAAAUCCUGCUCUUUGAAGUGUGCAGAGAAAUGGCUUAAUAUUUAAUGUAGCCAGUAAGUCCCUAACAGCCUGGAAUACACAUAGAGGUAAGAACUACUGUAGCUGUUUGGUUUGUUUGUAUGCAUCUGGAAUUAUAAAUUUGGUUUUCUAUGGCACGUCCCUGUCUAUACGUAAUGUCAAGGCAUAAAAAACAACAGGAUUCCACGGUUUUGGCGAGAGCAGGUGAUAAAAAUGAGACAGGCCUUUAACUGAGCGAGCGAAGUAGGUUGUGCUUUGCCCAAGCCGUGGUGCUCACGUCACGGUCUGAUGCACAACCCACGUGCUGCCGGGUGGGUUUAAGAUGAUGCUGAGUUCUGUUUGGGUGAGAAACUCCCACCCCUGUGGUCCCUGGGACAGAAUUUGCUGUGACAAUCCUAAGCCAGAGCGACAACAGUGCCACGCUCCUCUCGAGUUAAACAGCCUUUACAGCAGGGUUAGGGCUGGCUCGCGUUGCACGAGGAGAGGCAGCUCGCUCGCAAAAAUAAUUUGGGGGGCUGCGAGAAGAGGCUUUAAGCUUGUGAGAGGGGGAGAAGCGGGACUCGGUAGCAUCUUAAGACUCUUGCAAACGUGCCUGCAAAGACCUGCUUCUUGCCAGUCUUCCCCUCUCUUGUUUCUCCAUCUGUGAAGGCAAUUAUUCUCCACCAGGAAGGGAAAAUGAAUUAGUGCUGGAAGGCGCUGACAGUGCAGGGUGAUGGGAGCUGCAUCAGCCCCUGGGCAGGCGAGGAACUGGCUUUAUUCCUCUAAAGAUCCCGAAUCCUUUCAUAAAUGUGGGCCUGGCCUCCAUACAGCAAACAGCAAUUCUACAACCCGGUAAAUGCAAGAAGCUCCUUUAUUCCCACUUUUCAUGAUUUUAGCAAAGCAUGAAAUAGCUGUUUCCUCCUAAUAUCCCUGCUAACGAGCUCAGAUUGCUCGUGAGUCAAAGCUUUUUAGGAGAAAGCAAGUGAGAGCGUUUUCAAAUGUCUGUCUCCAGCUCUCCUGGCCAUGGCAAACACCUUGAAAAUGUAAAAGGGAAUGUGCAUUAUUAUUUUUAAGGUGGUUUAUGAUUUCCAAAGGCUUCUGGACAGUAGCAGAGGGCCCAUGCGCCUGGGAUGGGAAGCACAGGCAUUGUACUCCUGUCCAAAAGCGAGACGUAAUGGCACAUCUCCAGCACUGUCUUUUAUUUACCCUUCUUUUAAAUCUGCCCUUCAGGCAAUAAAACGAUGCACAGAAACAAACUGGCUGUUGUUAUCGCAGAUGAUCAGGUACAAAAGGAUGUCGGAAAAGGAACGUGGAUUCAGCUGUAUGCCUGCAAAAUUAGCCUGGGGAUGAGCCCUUGAUGUCUUUCUUGCUGUUUUUGCUGUUGCUUACUUGCCGCAAGGUAGGAGCCAGGGGUUGGGACACCUUUGUGUCCACGGGAGCAUGCUGCAAACUGCUGGGAAGAGCUCGGCAGCGCUAGACUGCGUGUGUGCGAACCCCCGUCGCGUUCCCGGCAGACGUCUCACGUGGAGAGCUGAUGCGGGCGCCUGGUCCCCUGGGGAGGAAGCCCAGGAGCCGGGCUCCGUACCACACAGCGCUGAAGGCAGCUUGGAGCAGAGCCUGGCAGCUGGCGCACAGCUUUGGCGCUGUGCUGUUAUGCCACCUCUUCCACCCACCACUUCUUCCGGCAUCGGUGCUUGCCGGGGGCCCUGCAAACACUCCUGGUCCUGCAGCCACGGAGAAGAAGACCCAGUGCCUUCAUCUUGUAGGAUGUGGCUGAGAUAAAGUCAGGGUAAGUAGAAGUGUCCGGAUAGGUAGGAAAUAAUGUUGUAGCGCUGUCGGAGCUUGUUGGGAGACCUUACAGGAAGGGAGGGUGUUUUGUUUAUAAAUAAAAUUGGUUUUGCUCUGGCGGUUACAGCAUCACACCCACAGCAAACACACAAGCACCAAGACACACGUGCCUGGGUAGUCUAGCCAGGUUUCCUUGCGAUGGUGCUGAGGAUGAGGGACUGCAGCUAUUGCAUCCUUAUCACAUCUCACGGGCUUUUCUUAGGUUGGUGACCGUGAAUCAGUUUUGGAUGUGCCCUUUUGUACCUCUUGGGUUGGCGAUUUUCACUCCACCCUGUCCCCAUCCUCUGUGAGUGAUGAGGAUUCACUCUUGGGCUGUUGUCUCUCGGCCCUGGUGUCCCAACUAGCUGCUGGUAGGCACGAGUCAAGGUCUUGAGGAUCUGCUCACCAUGGUGCAUCACCACCAGCUGUUUCGCUGUCUCUUCUCCUGCCUUCUGCUGCUUCCACAGCCAGACCUUCCUGCUCAUCCUCCAUCCAGGCCAGUCUCAAUAUUCCUACUGUGAGUACAUCCGUAUGGAUGUUGCUCCAGUCCUCCAGCCAACAAGGCUGUCUGUCCCAUCCCAAGCUGCGUGUGCGUUGCUGACUUGUCCGAUGGAGAUUCGUGGUGGUGACUCAUGCAGAUCACCAGUUGUCCGAUGCUCAUGGAUGUUGGAGAGGAGGUAGAAAACCUGUACCUGCCGCUUGGGCACCGGAAACAAGCGUCCCUGAAGGGCCCAAUGCUGCCACCCGCUCACGGGUGUUUCUGUGCACACCUGGUGCAGAUUUGUCCCGGUUCCUGGAUAGAUAAUGUCACCACCUUGCUGCCUGGCUUGCUGCUGGCAUUGCUCGCUCCCUGUGUGCUCUCCCACCACUCUGCACCACUGAGCCUUCACCAACACCCUGUAAAUGAAGAUUUUAAUUAUAUUUUUUCUUACCCGAAAGAAUAGUUCCUGUGAACGAACUUGGUGCAAGAUGCAGAGCCCAGCUGUGCCCAGGUGAGGCAGGAAACAUACAGUCCAUUGAUGAGCAGCGUUCACCUGCGGCACCUCGGGGCUGACAGGUCUCAUCCCCCCCAGGGGCUCUGCAGCCGCGUUCAUCUCUCCAGCUCCUCCAAAUAUUAAAGCAGUUUGAAAGGAUCCGCUCUGCUCUCCGUCUGAACCACCAUGGCAGGCUUUUAUAGAGUCAUAGAGUGGUCAGAGGUGGAAAGGACCUUAAAGAUCAUCCAGUCCCACCCUCUGCCUGGGCAGGGACACCUCCCACCAGCCCAGGUUGCUCCAAGCCCCGUCCAACCUGGCCUUGAACCCCUCCAGGGAUGGGGCAGCCACAGCUUCUCUGGGCAACCUGGGCCAGGGGCUCACCCCCGUCACAGCAAAGGAUUUCUUCCUAAUAUCUCAUCCCAAUCUCCCCUCUUCCAGUGUAAAACCCUUCCCCCUCGUCCCGUGGCUCCCCUCCCUGAGCCAGAGUCCCUCCCCAGCUUUCCUGGAGCCCCUUUAGGGACUGGUAGGGGCUGGAAGGUCUCCCCGGCGCCUUCUCUUCUCCAGGCUGAACCCCCCCAGCUCUCUCAGCCUGU
Chroicocephalus ridibundus (black-headed gull) is the source of this 5623-nucleotide messenger RNA. It is a transcript of the gene ANKRD16, whose product is annotated as ankyrin repeat domain 16. NCBI's taxonomy places the organism in Eukaryota, Metazoa, Chordata, Aves, Charadriiformes, Laridae. The transcript is spliced from 9 exons. The coding region runs from base 527 to 1639 and encodes 370 amino acids. Gene Ontology annotation, molecular function: protein binding. The record is from RefSeq and is a predicted model, not a curated record.